AUGAACAGUUGUGUGGUUUCCCCAUAUAAGUACUGGCCAUUGAGGCCCUCUAUAUACAAGACCAUGACCUAUAAUGAUGUGCAUAUCAACAUCACUCAGGAAGAGUGGGCAUUGAUGGAUCCUUCACAGAAGAAUCUCUACAAAGAUGUGAUGGAGGAGACCUAUAUGAACCUCACAGCUAUAGGCAUGAAAGAAGUCAUACUAGAGAGAAACCACAUGAAUAUACUGAGAGUGAUAAAACCUUUGCAUGUAGUCUUCCACAAAGGCAUGAAAAAACACAUACUGGAGAGAAAUCCUAUGAAUAUAAUCAACGUGGUAAAACAUUUACACAACACAGUCAUCUUCAAAGGCAUGAAACUACACAUACUGUUAAAAAACCUUAUGAAUAUAAUCAAGGUGCAAAAGACUUUGCUCACUGGAAAGUUCUUCAAUUGCAUAGAAUAACACAUCCGGGAGAGAAACCCUAUGAAUGUAAUCAAUGUGAUAAAACCUUUACAGAGCCCAGCCAUCUUAAAGUACAUAAAAGAACACAUACUGGAGAGAAACACUAUGAAUGUCAUCAGUGUGGUAAAGCCUUUGCACGACACAGUGCUCUUCAAUUGCAUGAAAGAACACAUACGGGAGAAAAACCCUAUGAAUGUAAACAAUGUGGUAAAGCUUUUGUACAGUCCAGUCAUCUUCAAGUACAUAAAAGAACACAUACUGGAGAGAAACCCUAUGAAUGUAAUCAAUGUGGUAAAGCCUUUACACAGCCCCACAAUCUUCAAGUACAUAAAAGAACACAUACUGGAGAGAAACCCUAUGAAUAGAAACCGUAUGAAUGUAAUCAGUGUGGUAAAACCUUUGCUCAAAACAAUACUCUUCAAAGGCAUGAAAGAACACAUACUGGAGAGAAACCCUACGAAUGUAAACAAUGUGGUAAAACCUUUGCACAGUCCAGUCAUCUUCAAGUACAUAAAAGAACACAUACUGGAGAGAAACCCUAUUAAUGUAAUCAGUGUGGUAAAGCCUAUGCUUGUCACAAUGCUCUUCAAUUGCAUGAAAGAAAACUAUGGGAGAAAAGCCCUAUGA
This is a messenger RNA of Peromyscus eremicus (cactus mouse), 1071 nucleotides long. Its product is annotated as zinc finger protein 844-like. Gene Ontology annotation, biological process: regulation of DNA-templated transcription. The record is from RefSeq and is a predicted model, not a curated record. The transcript is spliced from 4 exons. Lineage: Eukaryota; Metazoa; Chordata; Mammalia; Rodentia; Cricetidae.